Molecule: messenger RNA, 311 nt
Organism: Paramecium octaurelia
Lineage: Eukaryota; Ciliophora; Oligohymenophorea; Peniculida; Parameciidae
Source: the annotation of a GenBank genome assembly
AUGUGUAGAUUGAUAUUCAUUUCAAAAAGUGUUUAAAAUUACAUAAAUAAUUCUGAUUUAUUAGAUGCGUGUGUAUCCAUUCUGUUCUAUAUAUAUUUAAAGCAGGAAAAGUUCGAUAAGAGACUGUCUAAAUUUCCAAAAUAUUUGAGUUAAAAGGCAGCUGCCUUGAUAAAGAGAUUAACUGAAAAUGCCGUUGAUUACAGAGUGUUUCAUUUAGGUUUCAAAGCAUCUAGAACUCAAGGAGGCUGAUGAAAUACUUCGCCAUCGUUGAAGACAUCUAUCAUCGAAAGAAUUUCCAAAAGAUAGGCUGA